AUGAAGCUCACUAUCAGCGCAUUUCUCCUUUCCAUGGCCUUUGCUACUCUGGCGGAGGCAAAAAUUGCGACCUUCACCUACUCAGGAAUCGUCACAAAGAAAGGGGGUGUAAAGUGCUCCGGUCGUAUCGGGUACCAAGUCAACGACGACGGCAACGCAGCGCCAUAUAAGGGCUCCUUUGCAAUCGACGGCUGCAUCGGAGGCCACAAGACACUGGACGAUGGGGUCUUCACCCUCGACAUCAACGCCAACGAUCGUACGGCUACUCUCAGGGAGAAGUCUACCGGUCUUGAACUGAAAGGAAGUGAGAGUGAGCACGUUGGUACCCAAGCACCUUGCCGUAAUUCUUCGUGCCCUAUCGCUACCAAGCAGACCUGUUAUUUCGGGGCAUCAGAAGGGACUCAGCYGACGACGAAGACUUGUGGCUUGAGCGGAUGA
This is a messenger RNA of Ramularia collo-cygni, 438 nucleotides long. RefSeq lists its product as uncharacterized. The record is from RefSeq and is a predicted model, not a curated record. NCBI's taxonomy places the organism in Eukaryota, Fungi, Ascomycota, Dothideomycetes, Mycosphaerellales, Mycosphaerellaceae. The coding region runs from base 1 to 438 and encodes 145 amino acids. The transcript is spliced from 2 exons.